Messenger RNA from Nelumbo nucifera (sacred lotus), 1236 nucleotides. Lineage: Eukaryota; Viridiplantae; Streptophyta; Magnoliopsida; Proteales; Nelumbonaceae. The record is from RefSeq and is a predicted model, not a curated record.
AUGGCUAAUCUUGCUCCUUCGAGAUUCUCAGUCCAAGUCAGUGUUACUCUAAUGCAGGCUGCAGAUCCAAMAAUAAACAAACAGAUAAAGAACACAAAGAUGGAUUGCCAAGUCAUAGAGAAGGUCUCCUCGGCGCCGGCGGCACCUCCAUUUACUGGGCUACCGACAACUAGCUAUGACCAGAAAGAGAAGGUUCUGAAUAAAGAUGGAUCACCGGUGAGGGGAUACAGCCUUGUUACUACUUGCACCAGAAACAUGUGGGAUCGCCUCUUCCAUGAAGGCUAUAGAGCUGAUGUGCGUAUUAGUACAGAUGAUGGUGGUGAUAUUUGUGCACAUGCCGACGUUCUCGGUAUGGCUUCUCCUGUGCUGAGGAACAUAUUAAGGCAUACCAAAGGCCGUGGUCGUCAGCGAUCAAUUUCCAUUCAUGGUGUCCCCCACAAAGCAGUACAAGUGUUCAUUCGAUUCCUGUACUCAUCCUGUUACGAGGAAGAAGAAAUGAAUGAAUUUGUACUGCAUUUGUUGGUGCUGUCACACGCAUAUGUGGUUCCCCAAUUGAAGCGAGCAUGUGAGCUGCAACUAGAGAGGAGUUUACUCGCUACAGAGAACGUAGUAGAUGUGUUCCAGCUUGCACUAUUAUGUGACGCUCCUCGUCUCAGUAUCGCGUGUCAUCGUAUGAUCUUGAAGAACUUCAAGGCUGUUAUUUACACCGAAGGAUGGAAGGCAAUGAAGCAAAGUCAUCCAAAUCUAGAAAGGGAAAUUAUAGAAUCAGUGGUUGAAGCUGCUUCGAGAAAGCAAGAAAGGAUGAAAAAGGUUGAAGAGGAGAAGAUCUAUUUACAACUAUACGAGGCAAUGGAAGCCCUUGUUCACAUAUGCAGAGAUGGAUGUAGAACAAUUGGGCCCCAUGACAAAGUUCUCAAGGGGGACCAGCCACCCUGUACGUUUUCAGCAUGCAAGGGGCUUGAGUUGCUCGUCCGUCACUUUGCUGCUUGCAAGUUGAGAGUUCCAGGGGGUUGCAUCCAUUGCAAGAGAAUGUGGCAGCUCCUCGAACUUCACUCCCGCCUCUGUGCCAACUCCGAUGAGUGCAGGGUUCCCUUGUGCAGGAACUUCAAGGAGAGAUUGCAGACACACAGCAAGAAAGAUGAAAUUAAGUGGAAAAUUUUAGUGAGGAAAAUUCUAACUACAAAGAGAUUCGGUGGAGGCCAAUUCUUUUCACUCGAAUAUGCUGUCUCUACCUGA